UGCAGCCGGUGCGCCACCAACCAGAAAACCAGAGAGACCCACGUAACGUUCGGCUGGGUGUGCGGUGCGUGGCGUGGCGUUCCCAAGGCGUUCCAGCUGCGUUCAAAUUUGAAAUCACCGGUGCGGUGGCCUCGUGGGAGGCGGUGCCACGAUUUAUUAAUACGCAAACAAUUCCGUUUUCCCUUGCACGAGGGCUCCUUUUCUUUUCGCCGCUACCUGCGCAGCGCCACAUUCGCCUGCAUUUUCCAUGAGCCAGUCUUCCCCGCGUUUGCUCUCAUCGUAGGCCGCGACCGACGGACGCGGCGAGAGGAUAGAGACCAGGGGCGGCCGGGCGGACGGACAGAGCAACCAGCGCCGGCUGCCGGCUUAGCUAGCUCGCGGCGGAGCAUGCCGAGAUCCAGGGGGUCCGAGCUGCCGCAGCGAGCGUCGCCGCGGGCGCCGCUGCACCUCAAGACGACGGCCUGCUCGGAUGCGAAUGGCGCGCACCACCGUACAGUCGUCGACCGGAGCAGCCCCAAGCUCGCCGACCGCCACUCGCCGCGCAGCCCGCUGCAUGAGAAGAAGCGCGCGGGGACGCGGGUGGCUGAGCUGGAGACGAAGCUGGGCAAGGUGCAGGACGAGCUCAAGAAGCUGCGGGAGCAGCUCGCCACCGCCGAGGCCGCCAAGAAGGACGCGCAGGUCGCGCUCGAGGAGGCUAAGAAGCGCGUUGGCACCAAGGGGAGCCCCGCUUCCGCCGCCGCGGCGUCUCCGCGCUCCCCAUCUCCGGUUGCGGUCGAAACCCCCAAGAAGACUGAGCAGCAGCUGAAGGUGACGGAGCCGCCGGCCGAGGAGGAGAGCAGCAUAAACUCCCCCGCGACGGAUGUGUUCGAGGUCGUCCGGACCGAAUCGGGGGAUAAGGAGAACCAGAGCGCGGCCGGCGCCGAGGACGGCGAGGAGGUGAGCUGUGGCAUAAAGGCCGCUUUGGCUGAGAAGGAACUGGAGGAGGAAGAGACAAAGAAGAUGAUCGAAGAGGAGAGCAUUGACGCAACGGCCAUUGACUCCGGCGAGAAGGAGAACCCGGAGGUCGCGGAACUAAAGGCCAAGCUGAUGGCGAAGGACAUGGAGGUCGCCAUACUCACGGCCGACAAUGCCGAGCUCAAGAAGCAGGUUGGUGAAGCCGCGGAGGCGGCCAAGAAAGCUGAGGAGGAGGCGGCGGCGGCGGCGAGCCCCCGAGAGGCCCAGAUCUAG
Messenger RNA from Oryza sativa Japonica Group (Japanese rice), 1227 nucleotides. RefSeq names its product interactor of constitutive active ROPs 4. Lineage: Eukaryota; Viridiplantae; Streptophyta; Magnoliopsida; Poales; Poaceae. The record is from RefSeq and is a predicted model, not a curated record.